Molecule: messenger RNA, 3881 nt
Organism: Oncorhynchus kisutch (coho salmon)
Lineage: Eukaryota; Metazoa; Chordata; Actinopteri; Salmoniformes; Salmonidae
Product: carbonic anhydrase-related protein 10-like
Exons: 9
Coding region: 375-1361 (328 amino acids)
Biological process (GO): one-carbon metabolic process
Molecular function (GO): carbonate dehydratase activity; zinc ion binding
Source: RefSeq, a predicted model, not a curated record
AGUCUGCCCAUGGUGAUGGUCUGCGGCACGCAGUGACAAGUUGAGUCCACUCAAAGAUAGCCAGUCAUGUAGCUUUAGUUCGUACUCGGUCUUCAAACACAUUCAAUGGCGAAGCGAACGACGGCAUCGUGUCGUAAUUAUAGAAUAUAUAUUUUUUAUUGCUCACAUUACAACGUGUUUUGAGCGGUAGUGGUUUUUGACGCGCGUUCUUUUGGCAUACCAUUUUGGCAGAGCGCGCCCCACUCUGAAAGUGACACCUUGGAUCGUUGACGGAUUGGGGAAAAUGCCUCAUCAAAGUUUGUCAUCGUUAAGAACUCAAACUUUACAAUUAAUAUAUUUAAGCUUUUGCAAAAUUAACUUGGAAUGAAUGAAGAAUGCAUAUCGUUUGGGAAAUAUUUUUGAUUUUUCAAGCAUAUUUCAUCUGUACAUCAGCACAGCUAAUUUCACCAAAGAUUCAUGAUGGUUGGUGGGCGUACAAAGAUGCCGUCCAAGGGAGCUUUGUUCCAGUACCAUCCUUCUGGGGGCUAGUGAAUUCCGCCUGGAACCUGUGUGCCAUGGGAAAGAGGCAGUCGCCGGUCAACGUCGAGACCAGCCACAUGAUCUUUGACCCCUUCCUCACCCCUCUACGUCUCAACACAGGCGGACGCAGCAAGAUGGGAGGCACCAUGUACAACACAGGGCGCCACGUGUCGCUGCGGCCAGACAAGGCUCACCUGGUGAACAUCUCCGGUGGGCCUCUGGGUUACAGUCACCGGCUGGAGGAGAUACGCCUGCACUUUGGUAGCGAGGACGGCCAGGGCUCGGAGCACCUGCUCAAUGGACAGUCCUUCCCUGCAGAGGUGCAACUUAUACACUACAACCAGGAACUCUAUGCCAACUACAGUGAGGCAGCCAAGAGCCCCAAUGGCGUAGCUAUUGUGUCCAUAUUUAUAAAGAUAUCCGAGUCUCCAAAUGUAUUCCUGAAUCGCAUGCUGAACAGAGACACCAUCACGAGAAUAACAUACAAACAUGACGCAUUCUUACUCAUGGGGCUCAACAUAGCAGAUCUAUAUCCAGACACUACACGUUUUAUAACAUACGAGGGCUCCAUGACUAUCCCGCCCUGCUUCGAGACAGCCACCUGGAUCCUCAUGAACAAACCUGUGUACGUCACACAGAUGCAGAUGCAUUCUCUGCGACUGCUAAGUCAGAAUGAGCCAUAUAAGAUAUUCCUCAGUAUGAGUGACAACACGCGGCCCGCCCAGCCUCUCCUACAGCGCUGUAUCCGCACCAACAUCAACUUCAGCAAGCAGGGCCGGGACUGCCCCAACAACCGUGCCCUGAGGCACCAGUAUCGAGUAAACCAGUGGCUUCUGAAGUAGGAAAAAGAUGAACAUGCUGUACAAUACAACAGGAUAAAAACUAAAUAUGCCAUCCUGAUUCUCAAGACUUUAUUUGAAUGUGGAAAUACUACAUUAUCAGCAGAGAGGCUGUUUUUUGAAUAUGUUUGAGAUUGCAAAGUAAGACAAGGAAAGAUUGAAAAGUGUAACUUCUAAGGCUGCACAACUGUAAUUCUUCUACAGAGCUUAUGGAAAUGGGCUGAAUGGAAAUUCAGCAGGCUCCGCCAUUUACUGACCUCUGCAGUGGAGAUAACGAGGACCUCUUUUAUGACAUCAUCAUCAUCAGAUUCACUUGAGUACCCAAAGAUCUCAAAGGACCAACACUUCUUGAAAUUAGCUAAAUGUAAUCACAGAUACAACCAUAACGUGUUUUGAUACCAAAAGCAUUCCAUCAGAUCUAACAUCAAGCUAGGAAUCUGAAUAUGACGGGUGCUCUUCUGGUGAUGAAAGCUUCUACAUAACCAUGUCACAAGCAAAAGGUGUACUGAAUAAAUGUUACAAAUGCAGAAACAUUUCCUGACCAUGUGACCUAACCAGGAAAAAUUCUGGGCCCCAGUAAAACACCAGGGCAAGAUAUUUUCCUGUUCAGGCCACAUAGUCAGGAAACACUCCUAGCCAUAGACUUGGUAGAUCCAGUAUUUUAUACUGUAUUUACUAAACUUUUCUAGCCAUUUUGGGCCAUUUGCCUUUUCUCUGUUUAAUUGUUUACAAUUUCAUUCUGUUUAUUUCAAUGAUAGCAGCCCAAUUAACAUGUUUCAGAGAAUUAUCUAAGAUAAAAUAACACUUUACAUAAGGCCUAUAUAGUAUAUGCUGUUUAAGAAUUGUAUAUUGUCUAGCACUGAAUAGAGCAUGGGACGUGAUUUGUCUGCAAAUUCUUUAAGCAGUCACAAGGCAUUCCUUAUCAAUUAUUUAUCCUCAUUUUCAAUUCAGAGCUGUGUAUGGCGUUACAGGCAAUGUGGGUUUGUGUGUGUGCGCACAUGUGUACAUUACUGUGUGUGCACUCUCUCCUGAGCAUUGUAUUUCUCAUUAAAUAGGAUAAAUCUCCUCGUUUUGUGGCAACGAAACAAAUACAAAUGUAUUUGUCACAUGCGUCAAAUACAACAGGUCUAGAGUGAUAUGCUUACUAACAAGCUCUUUCCCACCGAUGCAGAGUAAAACAAGAAGAUAAAAACACAAGGGAAAUAACACAAGAAUGAAGCUAAAUACAAGGAGUACCAAUAUACCAUAUCAAUUUGCAGGGAUACGAGGUAGUUGAGGUAAGUAUAUACAGUGCCUUCAGAAAAUAUUCACACCCCUUGACAAAGUAGGAUUUAUAUGAAUUGAAUUGUCAUUUUUUGGGCAACAAUCUAAACAAAAUAGUCUAAUGUCAAGUUGGAAGAAAAAUUAUCAUUUUUAUUUUUAAUUAAAUGGAAAAUAAAACACUAAGUAUUCAACCCCUUGAGUCAAUACAUGUUAGAAUCACCUUUGGCAGCGAUUACAACUGUGAGUCUUUCUGGGUAAGUCUCUAAGAGCUUUGUACACCUGGAUUGUACAAUAUUUGCCCUUUAUUAUUUUUACAACUCUUCAAGCUCUGGUUAUUGGUCUUUGCUAGACAGCCAUUUUCAAGUCUUGCCAUAGAUUUUUAUUUUUUUUGCCAAUUUAAGCCAACUUUAACUAGGACACUCAGAAACAUUGAAUGCCGUCUUGGUAAGCAACUCCAGUGUAUAAUUGGCCUAGCCUGGCUAUUGGCCUGGCUAUUGUGCGGCUGAAAGGUGAAUUUGUCUCCCAGUGUCUGUUGGAAAGCCAACUGAACCAGGUUUUCCUCUAGGAUUUUGCCUGUGCUUAGCUCUAUUCUGUUUUUUUUGUGUGUUUUUUAAAAACUACUUAGUCCUUGCCAAUGACAACCAUACCCAUAAUAUGAUGCAGCCAACUUCAUGCUUGAAAAUAAGAAGAGUGUUAGUCAGUGAUGCUUUGUAUUCAGGACAAAAAGUUUAUUUCUUUGCCACAUCUUUUGCAGUAUUACUUUAUUGCCUUAUUGCAAACAGGAUGCAUGUUGUGGAAUAUGUGUAUUCUGUACAGGCUUCCUUUUCACUCUGUUGUUUAGGUUAGUAUUGAGGAGUAACUACAAUAUUGUUGAUACAUCUUCAGUUUUCUCCCAUCACAGCCAUUAAACUCUGUUUUAAAAUCCCCAUUGGCCUCAUGGAGAAAUCCCUGAGCGGUUUCCGUCCUCUCCGGAAACUGAGCUGGGAAGGACGCCAGUAUCUUUGUGGUGACUGGGUGUAUUAAUACACCAUCAAAACUGUAAUUAAUAACUUCACCAUGCUCAAAGGGAUAUUCAAUGUCUGCUUUUUAUUUUUUACUCAUUUAGGUGCCCUUCUUUGUGUGGUAUUGGAAAACCUACUGUACAUGAUAUUUGUGGUUGAAUCUGUGCUUGAAAUUCACUGCUCGACUGGGGGACCCAGAUAAUUGUAUGUGUGGGUUACAGAGAUGAAGUAGUCAUUAAACACAUCAUGGUAAACAUCA